Molecule: messenger RNA, 1604 nt
Organism: Triticum aestivum (bread wheat)
Lineage: Eukaryota; Viridiplantae; Streptophyta; Magnoliopsida; Poales; Poaceae
Product: F-box protein At5g07610-like
Exons: 2
Coding region: 14-1444 (476 amino acids)
Molecular function (GO): protein binding; transferase activity, transferring alkyl or aryl (other than methyl) groups
Source: RefSeq, a predicted model, not a curated record
UUGACCCCGACAGAUGAGUGACGCGCAGGAGGCUGCGGCGGCCGCCGCCGCCCAAACCCUAGACGAGGACGACGCCGCAAUCGCGCUGCCCACCAUGUCCGCCAUGGAUCGUCUCCCCAUGGAGCUGCUCGCCGAGAUCCUCCGCCGCCUCCCGCCGCGGGGCAUCGCUACGUGCCGGGCCGUCCGCAAGGGCUGGCGCGCCGCCGUGGACUCCAACGGGCUGAUGCUCGCGGUGGAGCACCGGGUGCCGCACCACGUCGGCGGCAUCAUCAUCAACUUCUCCUACGAGGACCGGCCCUACUUCUUCCCCUGCGGGGCCGGCCCUACGGGCAUCGGCCUCAACGCCACGGCGCUCGAUUUCAUGAUCCCACCGGAGGUGGAAACGGGGCGGGGGAUCGUCCUCGACCACCGCAACGGCCUCCUCCUGUACGAGGGCGAGUACGCGUUGUACGUGUGCAACCCCGCGACGCGGCGGUGGGCGGAGCUUCCCCCUUUGCCCUCAUAUCGCCCCGGCGCCUAUUACCUCCUGUUCGACCCCACCGAGUCGCUGCACUACAGCGUCUUCUUCUUCCCCGAGCCCAACAAACAUGAUCAGUCGAUGGAAUGGCCGCCGUCUUCCUACAUGGUGAAAGUGUACUGCUCGAGAAGCGGCCAGUGGGAUGACAUGACAUUUGUCCGAGAAGGAGGUGCAACAACGGUGGCCAUGUGGGCAGAUCGAAUCAAUGAACGAAAGCGCCAUGCCGUGUACUGGCGAGGGGCAUUCUAUCUUCAUUGCCCCACUGGUUUCAUCAUAAGGUUUUCAUUGGAGAAGAAAACUUCUGUAGUCAUCAGAUCCCCGGAAGUAGCGGUGAUGCCUAAUAUUACUGUUUGUGAGCCUGAAAUGCAUCUUGGGAAAUCGAAACAUGGAGUAUACUGCACAACCAUCUAUGGAUCCCAACUUCAAGCAUGGGUACUACUUGAGGAAUCCAAACCAUGUCUAGUGCAUGAGUGGGAGCUAAAGUGUCAUUUUGGGCUUAUUCCCUCUUUUAAACGAUGCUACACUAGAGCGCAAGGGUUGGGUGAUGGAGAAGACAACGAGCUGGGUGAUGGAGAAGACAACGAGUUUGGUGAUGGAGAAGACAAUGAGUGGGACUCUAGUGGUGAAAGUCAUGCUGAUGAUUCUGGGGAAGAAGAAGAGGCUGAAGAAUUAGAUGAAGAUAUGGAACAACAUAUUAUAUUUAAUAAUGGCAUACGCUUUAUUGGGUACCAUCCAAACAAGGAGAUUGCUUUUCUGGUGACCCGUAGCUUAUAUGGGUUUGCUUACUACCUUGGUACCUCUAAGUUGCGCUACUUGGGAUCACUUUACCCAGAUGGAUGUUCUAAUCCUCAAUAUUUGGCCUUACAUAAGUCUUUCAUCUACACUCCUUGCAUGGAUGAUGUGCUUCCUACUUGCAAUGGCCCAUAAUAACAUGUACUCUAUCCUCUCUAUAGUAGACUGCUAUGUCUUUAAUCUAGUGUAAUCAACACUGCACUCUGCGGGAAUGUACUUGUACCAGGUGUUGAAAUUGAACAAAUGCUUUGGUGACGGAGCUUGACAAUUAAUGAUCAUCCAUGAAAUUUUCUUA